This is a messenger RNA of Odontomachus brunneus, 1027 nucleotides long. Its product is annotated as COMM domain-containing protein 8-like. The record is from RefSeq and is a predicted model, not a curated record. NCBI's taxonomy places the organism in Eukaryota, Metazoa, Arthropoda, Insecta, Hymenoptera, Formicidae. The transcript is spliced from 4 exons. Bases 330 to 869 code for a protein of 179 amino acids.
UUGUCUAGUUGUCGCUUCUUUCUCCUAACCUAACCUCAGUUAUUACAGCUGAAUGUGACAUGUAAGAGCAAGUUAACAAUGAUUUAUAGUUAUUAAAUACAUAUAUGCAAUGUUUAAAGUUCUAUUUGAAGGAAAAAGUGUUGUGGUGAAUAAUUUGUGCACAAGGAUUACAUAUUCAUAAAGAUUUAUGGAAUGCAUCGUAAAUAACCAUCGCCAAUAACCUAAAUUACAAUUUACUUGUAUGCUAACAAUAAUAAAGGUUUUUUUGUAGAAAAGGAAGAAAGAGAAAGAAAAAUGUAUAUUUAAAAUAAAAAUGUUAGUAAAAAUCGAUGAUGGAGAGCACUCAAUCACUAUAUAUUAGUCUCUUUAAUGAAGAGAAGAGCGAAGUCUUAAAAGAGUUGCUCCAUGCAUGCGUCGAUGAAAUUUGUGGUCGACCAGGACCAUCCUAUCAUAAAUUCAUUAACAGUAUGGAUUGGAGCAAAGAGGAAUAUGAAGGAGUUUAUAAGCUGAUAUCAACAUUGCUGAGGAAUCCUGCCUCUCUAGACAUGGUAGAUGAAAAGAUGCCACAAGAAUAUCACGAAUUGCCUGAACAAGUGCAACAAAAUGUUCUUACUUGCUUAAAAGUUCGCAGGGAGCAACUUACAAAUGCUUUACUGAGGGAACAUUACAAGAGAAAGUUUCCAACUGUAAUAGAUUUUGAUUGGAGAUUGAAGUUAGUGAUGGGAUCAAGUAAGAUGGCUUCUUUACGGGAAUUUCUUCUGCAGUUGGAUCUCAUAGUUGAGGACACGGAAUCUCAACAGAUAAUAAAUUUAGAACUGAAUAAAGACGAGUUAGAAACAAUGAUAAAUGCUUUAGAAACAUUGGUGUGAUAGCAUUUUAUACAUACAUACAUACAUACAUACACACACACACACACCCACAUAUUUCUUGCCAAAAAAGAAAAAAAUUUGAUAUACAUUCCUACAUAUUUAAUGUUCUACAUUAAGUUUGUAAAGGAUAGGUGUAAUAAAAUUAUUACUCGUGGAUA